Closterium sp. Yama58-4 is the source of this 1401-nucleotide messenger RNA. The record is from the annotation of a GenBank genome assembly. Lineage: Eukaryota; Viridiplantae; Streptophyta; Zygnematophyceae; Desmidiales; Closteriaceae.
AUGCUUUCCCGUACUCCACAGCCUCGCGUUGGCGGUGUCGCUGCAGGGGAGGGACAUGGUGAUGUGGGAGGGGACGCUGCAGGAGAGGGACAUGUUGACGUGGGAGGGGACGCUGCAGGGGAGGGACAUGGGGAUGUGGGAGGGGAUGCUGUAGGGGUGGGACAUGGAGAUGGGGGAGGGGACAACGCUGGCACACAUGACAGCAUGAGAGGUGCACACGGUGAGGGUCCUGUGGCUGACGUUGAGACGGGUGUAGGUGGGAAUAAGAGUAAGCUUGACGGUGUUGGAGAGGGUGAUAUGGCGGACGGUGCGAGGAGUGACAAUGAGGAGGUGGGGGGGAAUGAUGAAGGUGCCGGAGGCAACCCUGGUACUACCCUUGGUAACAGAGGUGCAGGAGAGGUCAUGGGUGCUGGGCAUGGUGUGACAGCCUCGAACGCAGAUGUGGAUUUGGUGUCCGCCCAGAGCACAGGGGCUGAGACAACGAGUCGCAACACUGCGCGUGGUCGAGCUCCUAGCUCUGGUUAUACCGGCAUAAGCAAACGGGAAGGUAGGUGGGCGGCACGGCUGUGCGUAGAUAGCGCUAAGAGUAAGUUUUUAGCGCUGGGACGGUAUGCGGAGAUCUUGGAUGCCGCAAAAGCAUAUGCGGCAGCCGCCCACAUUUGCCGACCGUCCCUCUCCAGCUCAAUGAUGGUGGAGUUGAGCGUGGAGGAGAGGCGGUGCUUGGAGGGACUGACGGCGCAUGGGGUUGAGAGGUUAGUGGAGGCCAAGCGAUGGGCAGAGUGGAGGAACUGGCGAGAAGUGCUCGGCAGCCUCCCUGAGCCUUCCAUCCCAACGCCAGCAGGAGUUCACACACAGGCUCCACCUCCCUUUUCCCACCACCACCCUGGAGCCACGCUUGGCAACUACCACCCGCCAGCCGCCGCCUUCGCGGGACACGCCGGUGCAACCCCAAACCCCGGUGCAUGGCAGCCGUACACCCAGAGCCACCCUCCUCCCAACCUCCAUUUUCUAUCCCAGCAGUUUGCUUUCAACCAAAUCUCAAUCCAUCAAUUCAGCCAGGUGAAAGCCCCUAUCGCUGUACACCCUACCCCUUCAGUACCCAUCACUCCCAACCCUGCAGGCCAUGCCGCUUCACAUAACACGGCACCCCAUCCCCAUGUCCUACCAACACCACCAUCCGUUGCACCCAGCAUGGCACAUCCAGUAUCCGACCCACAAGCCCAACAAGUCCGGCCCGCUGAGCAAACUGGUCAGGCCAGGGUAGAUGGCAUGACAUAUUCACAGUCGACUUCUCCCAACAACCCCAACCCCACGUCCCACGGCUCCGUAUUGGCAAGCGAGCCAGCAACAGGUGCGGCGGACGACAUCAUUGAUGCCUUUCUUGGUCAAGCUGCACAAUAA